Ficedula albicollis (Collared flycatcher) is the source of this 582-nucleotide messenger RNA. Its product is annotated as argininosuccinate lyase-like. NCBI's taxonomy places the organism in Eukaryota, Metazoa, Chordata, Aves, Passeriformes, Muscicapidae. Gene Ontology annotation, molecular function: argininosuccinate lyase activity. The record is from RefSeq and is a predicted model, not a curated record. Gene Ontology annotation, cellular component: cytosol. The transcript is spliced from 3 exons. Bases 45 to 368 code for a protein of 107 amino acids.
AACGUGUCCCUGGGAUCCUCCUCCUGCAGAUCAACAAGGAGAGCAUGGAGAGGGCGCUGAGCCCAGACAUGUUGGCUACUGACCUGGCUCUCUACCUGGUUCGAAAGGGAAUGCCCUUCAGACAAGCCCACAUGGCCUCCGGCAAGGCCGUCCAGCUGGCCGAGACCAAAGGCAUCACCAUCAACAACCUCAGCCUGGAGGAGCUGCAGAACAUCAGCCCCCUGUUUGGCAGCGAUGUGGCGCAGGUGUUCAGCGUGGUGAGCAGCGUGGAGCAGUACACGGCCGCGGGCGGCACCGCCAAGAGCAGCGUGUCCGCCCAGAUCGAGCAGCUGCGGGAGCUGCUCAAGAGGCUCAAGGAACAGGCUUAGAGUGUGGGGAGAGAUCCCGUGCCUGCAGCGGUGUGCCUGUGCCACUGAUCUGGAGUUAAUAAACACUGGGGUGUCUGUAGUUCACUGAAAUCCUGCUGAAAUUCCAAUAACUUGUAACCUUCGCACUCCCCACAAGUGACUCUGAAAAGAAAUAGAAGUAAGCAAGCAGGCAAUAAAGAAAUAACCAAAAGUAAGCAAACAAUAAUAAUAAACC